Molecule: messenger RNA, 591 nt
Organism: Meloidogyne enterolobii
Lineage: Eukaryota; Metazoa; Nematoda; Chromadorea; Rhabditida; Meloidogynidae
Source: the annotation of a GenBank genome assembly
AUGUCAACAAUAACCUUAUUUUGUAAUAAUUUAACUGAAAAAGCAGAAAAGAAAAUUGAAUAUGGAUUUAGACAACUUGGAUAUUCAGUCUCUUAUUGUCCCUGGACUGUUAUUUUUAUUUCUAUUUUGUUAGCUAUAUUGCUUGGUUCUGGAGCUGUUAAUUUUAAAGAAGUAAAUAAUGUUAGAGACCAUUUUAGUGCAGAUAAUUCUCCUAGCCGUUAUGAAUUUUUAGUUGCACGAGAAUUUUUUAAAGAAUUGGGAGGAUUAUUUCAUGUAGUUGUUGCCAUACAAGCAGUUGAUUUUGAAAGUUUAUUAAGGCCAAAAUAUAUAGACAAAGCUUUGGAAGUAGAGGAUUUUUUACAAUAUAAAUUAAAGGUAGAAGAUGAAGGCAAAUAUUAUUCUUAUAGUGAUUUUUGUGGUGCUCAAUGUGAAACUUCUGAUGCUGUAAAUAUUUUCCUGACAGUUUAUAGAGAUGUAAAGCAUCGAGGAAAGGGAAAUAAUAUUAAAUUAACUUUCCCAACAAUUGAUGUUUUUGGACAUAGAAUUUAUUUGGCUAAUAAUAUAUUUCAAGUACAAUUAAAUAAUAGGUAA